This is a messenger RNA of Pseudopipra pipra, 3011 nucleotides long. RefSeq names its product Cbl proto-oncogene (gene CBL). The record is from RefSeq and is a predicted model, not a curated record. Bases 114 to 2810 code for a protein of 898 amino acids. Gene Ontology annotation, molecular function: ubiquitin protein ligase activity; receptor tyrosine kinase binding; calcium ion binding. NCBI's taxonomy places the organism in Eukaryota, Metazoa, Chordata, Aves, Passeriformes, Pipridae. Gene Ontology annotation, cellular component: membrane raft; plasma membrane. The transcript has 16 exons. Gene Ontology annotation, biological process: cell surface receptor signaling pathway; negative regulation of epidermal growth factor-activated receptor activity.
GCCCUGCCCGGCCCGGCCCGGCCCCAGCGCCCUCCGCACCGGCCCCUGCAGGGCCGCGGCCGCCGUGCCGGACGGGCCCCCCCGGCACGGGGGGCCGGGUGCGGGUGUCCCCCAUGUCGGCGCCGCUGAAGAAAGGCCCCGGCGGGCUGAUCGGGCUGAUGAAGGACGCGUUCCAGCCGCACCACCACCACCUCGGGCCGCACCAGCCCGGCGCCGUGGACAAGAAGAUGGUGGAGAAGUGCUGGAAGCUCAUGGAUAAGGUGGUGCGUUUGUGUCAGAACCCCAAGCUGGCCCUGAAGAACAGCCCACCCUACAUCCUGGACCUGCUGCCUGACACCUACCAGCACCUGAGGACCAUCCUGUCCCGCUACGAGGGCAAGAUGGAGACCCUGGGGGAGAACGAGUAUUUCCGGGUGUUCAUGGAGAACCUGAUGAAGAAAACCAAGCAGACCAUCAGCCUCUUCAAGGAAGGGAAGGAAAGGAUGUAUGAGGAGAACUCCCAGCCUAGGAGGAACCUGACAAAGCUGUCCCUGAUCUUCAGCCACAUGCUGGCAGAGCUCAAAGGGAUCUUCCCAAGUGGCCUCUUCCAGGGAGACACGUUCCGGAUCACCAAGGCAGAUGCUGCAGAAUUCUGGAGGAAGGCUUUUGGGGAAAAGACCAUCGUUCCUUGGAAAAGCUUCCGGCAGGCCCUGCACGAGGUGCAUCCCAUCAGCUCAGGGCUGGAAGCCAUGGCCCUCAAGUCAACCAUUGACCUGACCUGCAAUGACUACAUUUCAGUGUUUGAAUUUGAUAUCUUCACACGACUUUUUCAGCCGUGGUCGUCCUUGCUCAGGAACUGGAACAGCCUGGCAGUGACUCACCCUGGUUAUAUGGCAUUCCUGACCUAUGACGAGGUGAAGGCCAGGCUGCAGAAGUUCAUUCACAAACCUGGCAGUUACAUUUUCCGGCUGAGCUGCACCCGCCUGGGGCAGUGGGCCAUCGGCUACGUCACUGCAGAUGGGAACAUCCUGCAGACCAUCCCCCACAACAAACCCCUUUUCCAAGCACUGAUCGAUGGCUUCAGGGAAGGCUUUUAUUUAUUUCCCGAUGGCCGAAAUCAGAAUCCUGACUUGACUGGCCUGUGUGAGCCCACACCUCAGGACCACAUUAAAGUUACACAGGAACAAUAUGAGCUGUACUGUGAGAUGGGCUCCACCUUCCAGCUGUGUAAAAUCUGUGCUGAGAACGACAAGGACGUGAAGAUUGAACCUUGUGGCCACCUGAUGUGCACGUCCUGCCUCACGGCGUGGCAGGAAUCAGAGGGCCAGGGUUGUCCUUUCUGCCGCUGCGAGAUCAAGGGCACGGAGCCCAUCGUGGUGGAUCCCUUCGACCCCAGGGGAGGAGGAGGAUUGUCCCGGCAAGGGGCAGAGGGAACUCCCUCCCCCAGUUACGAUGAUGAUGAGGAUGACAAGGCUGAUGAUUCCCUCUUCAUGAUGAAGGAGCUGGCUGGUACCAAAGUGGAGCGUCCUCCCUCUCCCUUCUCCGUGGCUCCACAGGCUGCCCUUCCUCCCGUGCCACCCCGACUGGAUCUCCUGCAGCAGCGAGUGUCCAACCCCCCCGGGGCUUCCAGCCCUGGCACCACUUCCAAGGCCACCCCUGGUGCUCUCCACAAGGACAAACCUCUGCCAAUCCCCCCCACGCUCCGAGACCUCCCCCCGCCGCCGCCUCCGGACCGGCCGCAUUCCAUGGGGAACGAGGGGCGCCCUCAGAGGAGACCCCUGCCCUGCACCCCGGGGGACAAACCCCCCCCGCUGCCCUCCAACCGUCAGGGGGACCUGUGGCCAUCCAGACCCAUCCCCAAAGCCCCCCCUGUGGCCGUGAGCCCCGGGGACCCCUGGGCUGGCAGAGAACUGUCCAACAGGCACUCGCUUCCCUUCUCCCUGCCCUCCCAGAUGGACUCCAGGGCUGACAGCCACCGGCUCGGGAGCACCCUCAGCCUGGACAACCCAGGGAGCUCCAACAGUGGUCCAGCAGCAACCUCAGAGUGUGAACACCCCAAAAUUAAACCCUCCUCGUCUGCCAAUGCCAUCUACUCCUUAGCUGCCAGACCACUGCCUGUACCAAAACUGCCUCCUGGGGAGCAGUCUGAGAGCGAUGAGGACACUGAAUACAUGUCACCAUCCUCUCUCCCUGUGGUGCCUCCAGGUCCUGCUGUACAAAAACCAGAGAUGAAAAUGCCUUUGGAAGUGACUCAGAGUUUACGAGUUUUGGACUGUGAGCAGCAGCCAGAGGGUUCCAUGUAUGAAGCAAUGUACAACAUUCACUCCCAAGCAGCAUCCUCUGCUUUCGAGCCUGUCAACACUUCUGAUGAAGGGGAUCUGGCAGCAGCCACUGCCAGCAACGGCCCUGAAGAGUCAGAAAAUGAAGAGGAUGGUUAUGACAUCCCCAAACCACCACUCCCAGUUGCCCUUGCUCGUCGCACACUGUCCGAUAUCUCCAAUGCCACUCCUGCCUUCAGCCGAAUGUCCUUGGAAAACGACCCUGGGACAGGUUUUUCAGAUGGCUCCCAAGUUCCGGAGAGGCCGCCAAAGCCGCUGCCCCGGCGGAUAAAUUCCGAGCGGAAAGCCGGGAGCUGCCAAGCAGGAGGAGCCAGCAGUGGGGCCAGCUCAUCCCUGCAGCUCUCCAGCGAGAUCGAGAACCUCAUGAGCCAAGGCUACUCAUAUCAGGACAUUCAGAAAGCCCUGGUCAUUGCACAUAACAAUAUUGAGAUGGCCAAGAAUAUUCUCCGGGAGUUCGUCUCCAUUUCCUCCCCUGCUCACGUGGCCACAUAGCACAGGACACCUCCACACCUACAACUUCUGUGGACCAACUGCCUGGGCAGCUGUGGCCCAGCUGUGCACCAAAGGGGAAGGGGGUUCCUUUAGAGACUUCGUGCUGAGGUCAGUCCUGCCUCUCAAAGAGAAUCAGUUGUCAGGUUUUUGUGGUUCCAGAUUUCAAAGCAGAGGAAUGAAAUGGAGCAGAGUGGUGUUUUA